GGGAUUUCAACGAAAAUCGGAAUUCUGAGAGAGCAGCAGCAGCCCCGGAAGGCGGCGAGAAAGGGAAAACGAAAGCUGCAGAGCACCCGAGGGAGUUCACCUAUCGAGGCUUUCAAUCGUGA
This is a messenger RNA of Acaulospora colombiana, 122 nucleotides long. NCBI's taxonomy places the organism in Eukaryota, Fungi, Glomeromycota, Glomeromycetes, Diversisporales, Acaulosporaceae. The record is from the annotation of a GenBank genome assembly.